AUGUGUUGGAAGCACCCUGGAUCCCUGUACAGGUUAAGAUAAACUAUCCAUACAUAAAUCACCCCACAUCAACAAAUUAAUAUCCAAUGCCUGUUCCAUAUGCACAGGACCUGAUGCAGCUGGCUGGCUUCAAAUAAUAUGGAUGGAUCACAUCUACUGAUGACUGAGCUGUCAAGUUAACCAACAUGUUUCUGUUGCCAUCCCAUCCUGACACAUAGAAGAGAGUAGAGAUAAAGCCUGGAAGUCCCAACACCUCAGAAGACGAAGCCAACCCCCAGACCACUCCGCACUCGCACCAGCACUGGAAUUCAGUCUGGUUGUAAGGACUAAUCAGGAAAGAGAUGCUGCCGAACCCUAAUGACCUGUCUGAGUUGGACUCAGUAGAAGUUACAGAACUCCAGGAAACCCAAACAUACCACAAAUGUAAUAAGCCGUCAGGUCAUGUAUCUACAUCCCAGAAUGGAUCUAAAGUUAUGGCUUUUCUCAAGAGAAAUGCUUUCGUUGUUCUCACAAUGGCCAGUGUUGCAUUAGGGAUUGGCCUGGGCUUUGCUCUACGACACAUUAAUAUGACAGCCAGGGAUGUAAAAUAUUUAACCUUUCCUGGAGAGCUACUGUUGAGACUCCUGCAGAUGUUGGUGCUUCCUCUCGUCAUUUCCAGUGUGAUUGCAGGAAUUUCAUCUGUGGACAAGAAGGCUUAUGGGAAGAUUGGGCUAAGGGCCUUCUGCUAUUACAUGGUCAACACAAUUAUUGCUGCAUUCACUGGCAUUGCCUUAGCUGUUCUUAUCCAGCCAGGGAAAUCAUCCAGAACUGCCUCAGUGUCCUCUAGUGGUCAUCCACAGGCUGUGCAGACUGUGGAUUCCUUUCUAGAUCUAAUCAGAAACAUGAUUCCCUCCAAUCUGGUGGAAACUUGUUUCCGAAAGCACAAAUCCGGUUAUUCUGGGAGUGUUUCUACAGGAAAGAGUCUUGAUGUCAUCAAUAUGACUGAGACCAGUGAAAACAAUCACACAGUACCAGUACUAGUACCAGGCACCAUAGACAGAAUCAAUAUUUUGGGUCUAUUGUGCUUCUCUGUUGCGUUUGGACUCAUCCUGGGCAGUAUGGGCACAGAGGGAAAACCUCUGAGGGAUUUCUUUGACUGCCUGAACAAAGCCAUUAUUCAUCUGAUCAACAUAUUCAUUUGGUAUACCCCAGUGGGAAUCCCCUUCCUGCUGGCAGGACAGAUUUUGAAGAUUACAGACAUUGGAGAGAUAGGUCGAGUAGUUGCCAUGUAUACUCUCACCGUGAUCACUGGCCUCCUAAUCCACGGCCUCCUCACUCUUCCCCUCAUCUAUUUCGUGGUCACACGAAAGAAUCCCUUCAGGUUCAUGGUUGGUGUACUCCAGGCUCUCACCACUGCCUUUGGGACUGCAUCAAGUUCUGCAACCCUACCUGUUACCCUCUACUGUAUGGAGGAAAAUCACAACAUGGACAAACGAGUGACGCGCUUCCUGCUCCCUGUAGGGGCCACAAUGAACAUGGAUGGUGGAGCACUCUAUGAAUCUGUAGCUGCUUUAUUCAUUGCCCAGAUUAAUAAUGUGGACUUUGACGUGGGUCAAAUUAUUGUCCUCAGUUUGAUUGUCACAUCUGCAAGCACUAGUGCAGCAGGCAUCCCACAGGCCGGCAUGGUAACCAUGAUGAUUGUGUUGGAAUCAGCUGGACUGCCCACUGAAGACAUAUCACUGCUCAUUAUGAUGGAUUGGAUCCUGGAUCGUCUAAGGACUCCCAUCAAUGUGCUGGGUGACUGUAUCGGUGUGAGUGUAGUGCAGCAUCUGUCCAGACAUGAGCUGCAGCGCUCUAGUCCUACAGAAAAAAGCUUGGUGGAAGAAAGCUCCCUGAUCUGAGCUCCAUGAGGCUUGACAACAUCUGUGUCCAAUGACUAAGAUUCUAAGGAAUUAAACUAAGGAACUAAACUAAUUUCCACUAAGGAAUUAAAAGAACACAUGAGGGAAAGGGAUCAAGCUAAAUUAACAGCAAUUUCAUCGAGUCUGAAAUCAGAUUGGCAAAUAUACUGUAAACUAAGAAAUUGUUACUAUAUCAAAUAAGACGAAAAAGAAACUGUAUUAUGAAAAUAGAAUAAAUGAAAUCAAACAUGAUAGUAAACAAUUAUGGAAUACUUUGAAUUAUCUAUUGAGAGGAAAUACUAAGUCCACCCCAUCUUAUUUAGAAAUUGGAGGGGAAUUUUUUACUAAGCCAAAAGACAUAGCAAAUCAUCUAAAUAGUUAUUUUAUAACCAAGAUAGAUAAGUUAAAAAGCACUGUACAGCCAAAUAAUACAGAUUUAUAACAUAUAUUAAUAGAUCAUAUUAUGGAAGGCAAACAGUGUUGCUUUGAAUUCAAGAAAGUGAGUGUUGCUUAAGUUGAACUAAUGUUAAUGACUUGUAAGGAUAAACCACCUGGGGUUGACGAUCUUGAUAGCAAGCUGCUCAGGCCCAUAGCUUUAUUAUUUUUAAUGAAAAUGUAUGUCCUCAAGCAUGGAAAAUGUCCAAAGUAGUGCCAAUACCAAAAAAUAAAAAGUUGCUGUUUUCUGAAUCCAAUAGUCGACCUAUAAGUUUAUUACCAAUUUUGAGUAAGAUAAUGGAAAGAAUUGUGUAUUAACAGGUUCAGUCUUAUUUUACCAAUAAUAAUUUAAUCACCAAUUUCCAACAUGCAUAUAGAGAAAAGUAUUCGACAGCCACAGCCUUGACUCAAAUGGUUGAUGACUGGUUUAAGGAAAUAGAAGAGAGGAAUUUAUAGGAGUAGUGUUGCUUGAUUUUUCUGCGGCUUUUGACAUCAUGGAUCAUGAGUUGAUGUUGAAAAAAAUUAAAUGUUAUGGUUUUUCUCAUUCUGAAUUUUUGUGGUUAAAUAGUUAUUUGAGCGAUAGAAGGCAAAUAGUGUACCUAAAUGGAAGUUAUUUAGAUGUUACACAUGUGAAACAUGGAGUGCCUCAGGGAAGUUGUCUUGGGCCACUUCUGUACACAAUUUUUACUAAUGAUCUUCCUUUAGUAUUACAAAAGGCACGUAUCUCGAUGUAUGCUGAUGACUCCACAAUAAAUGUAGCAGAAGCAACAAUUAGUGAUUUAAAUAUAAAUUUAGAUCUGGAGUUGAAGUUGGUUGUAGAUUGGAUCAACAGUAAUAAACUUAUUUUGAAUGUGUCUAAAACAACCAGUGUUGUAAUUGGAACAAACUAUUCUUUAUGUUCAAAACCAAAGCUUGAUCUUUGUAUAAAUAACAUGUUAAUAAAGCAGGUAGAAGAAGCCAAACUUUUGGUUGUUAUCAGAGAAAGUAAAUUAUCAUGGGAUAAACACAUACAGAGAGUGGUAACUAAAAUGGGAACCAGUUUGUCUGUAAUUAAGAGAUGUGCAAAAUAUCUGACACAACAAACAAUUAAACAAGUAAUUCAAGCUUUGGUUUUAUCUCAUCUGGAUUAUUGCUCAGCAGUUUGGUCCAAUACUUCAUUUGGUAAUAUAAGAAAAUUGCAACUGGUCCAGAAUAAAGCGGCACGUGUAGCUCUGUCUUGUGGGUGGAGAACAAAUGUAAUUAAAAGGCAUACAUGUCUCUCUUGGUUUGAAGUGAGAAAUAGAUCGCUAUACUCAUUGAUGGUUUUCAU
Messenger RNA from Sebastes umbrosus (honeycomb rockfish), 3624 nucleotides. RefSeq names its product excitatory amino acid transporter 1-like. Gene Ontology annotation, molecular function: L-glutamate transmembrane transporter activity; glutamate:sodium symporter activity; neutral L-amino acid transmembrane transporter activity. Bases 342 to 1880 code for a protein of 512 amino acids. Gene Ontology annotation, biological process: L-glutamate transmembrane transport. The transcript is spliced from 12 exons. NCBI's taxonomy places the organism in Eukaryota, Metazoa, Chordata, Actinopteri, Perciformes, Sebastidae. Gene Ontology annotation, cellular component: plasma membrane. The record is from RefSeq and is a predicted model, not a curated record.